AUGCCCGUUACAACAUCAGGGCGGGUCUCGAAGGCCCGCAAGAACUCGACGCCACACCAGAAGAACCACAGAUGGGAAUCCUUCUCGACAAAGAUCUCCAAGUUAAACUCCCUCGACCCUUUGCGCAAGGUGCGCCGCCAUGACCUCGAAGACGAAGACCUGUCCGCGACGACAUCCUACCUCCGAAAUGGCGUGGUCAAAUGGAGCGACCUCAAUAUCUCCAAGUCGUUCACCGACUUCAAACGAGAGAUCAUGCCUCUCUGCGAAACCCUUCCACAAAUCCUCCACUUCCAGGACAAGAUCAUGGAUCUGCUGGCUCAGUACCUCGGCAUGCAGGAUAGGGAGGCCUUGGAGCCUCUGCUAGAUCUCCUUACGGCCUUUGCCCACGAUCUUGGCACAAAAUUCGAACAAUACUACCAAAGAAGCUUGGAGAUUUUGGUCGCGAUCGCGAGUAAACCGCAAGAUGUCGACGUGAUUGAGUGGACUUUUGGAGCAUUCGCUUGGCUCUUCAAAUAUUUGUCAAAACUGCUGGUUCCGGACCUGACACCAACAUACGAUAUGUUAGCAGGCCUGCUUGGGAAGCGAAAACACCCAAUCCAUAUCAACAGGUUCGCCGCCGAGGCAAUGAGUUUCCUGGUCAAAAAGGCCGCCGCGCCAUCCAACCGCCAGACUGCCCUGCCUCGAAUCGUUGCACACGUGAGGGAUGAUUUGCAGGACUUAGCCAGAAGCCUGGCGCGGAAAAAUCAGGGUGACGAGGGAGAGCUGGCCGGGUAUGAGAUGGAAGCAGCAUAUAAGACCAAGCAGUUUGAGGCGUAUCGAGAAGGGAUCAUGAUAAUGUUCUCGGAGGCCAUGAAAGGGCCCGGGAGCACGCUUCACUCCACGGCCACAUAUCUGUUCGAUGCCCUUCUUGAAUCCGUGCCAUCCACGGAGCUCGAGCCUGGGAAUCCAACGUGCUGGACGGACGUCUGCUGUGGUGUUCUCAUCAGUAUUAUUCACCAUUCAACCGCCGAUUCCUUCCAGGUCUUAUCCGAAUCCAUACUCGAAGUCGCGUCAAGACGCAUGAAAAAUGAGGGCCAGGAUAACCCUUUCGGACUUUCCUUGUUUACGCGCCUUCUCGGAAUCAUGGCUGGUGUGCGAAGUGGUUCUAGGCUGAAUGAUUGGCGACCUGUUGUCAAGACUCUCACAGAACUGCUUCAGCUGCUGUCCAAAGAUGCCGACAAUAUUUCAAAAUACUCUGGAUCGAUAGUUUGGGAUACUGUGGUGGGGAACACAGCCAUCUGCUGGACCCAGGCACCUAUGGAUGCACUCAUGCCUUCACUCAACGACUUCAAUAAGGCAAUGACACGAGAGCCUCUUAUGAGGUGGUACAUACCAUUCUGCGGUUACCUGGCUGAAGUCAAUGGGGCGAGAUUCCGCAGUCUCUUCCAAAAGCCGUUCCAGAAGUUUGUUGCGGCACACUGGUCAGAGACUGGGAACGAGGAACUGCUCUGUGUACUGCUGCCAAAGUUGGUGGCGUGCGGCGCUAUACCUGCUGGGGGACAUAAAGAGGGCUUCCUGCUACCACAAUCAUGGCAAGACCAGAUUGUCACAAAAUUUGAGGAGUUGGGAAACACGCCUUUCCCAGAAACAAACUCCCAGAGCAAGAACCCAGACGUCUGGCGGGACCAUUGCUUACCAAAGUAUGCCGCGCUACUCAGGGUCUUGGAGUCGACAAAUGUGCACCCUUCCACCAACGCCAGAAUCGCCGAGUUACUCCUUAAGAAGUUGAAACUCGCCUUGCGACCGUCUGAAUCUCUCGCGACCGACGAGACUCGAUUCAUCGUCACUCAAGGAUUCCUCGCAUAUCUACGAAUGAGCAAAGCAUCCAGCUCAGUCGACGGAUCAUUGAGUCCAUUGCUGAAAGCCGCGGCACCACGCUUCUCCCGCAGCCCCUCGUUCCUUGAAGCCCUGCUUGGAUAUGAGAAGGAGAUGCUCGCCCAGCAGAAGCCCAGUGGCAAGGAAAACCUCAUCGUUGAGGAUCACCCGUUUCUCCAGUCACUGGUCAAUAAUUUGGCCAACUCGUCUCGGCCCCUCCGUAUGGCAUCCUUGAAGGUAUUCGAUGUCCUGCCGUCUACUCCAGACCAAGACUCCUGUCUUUCGACAAUGAUCUCAGUUGAGGAGCUGCCUUUGGACCACAACAGCCCGAGGGCAAUUGCAAUUCAUCUGCGGCGACUUGCCAAGUCCUACCCUCAUCUUGAUGAGAACUCAUGGUUGCGGCAUGCCAUUCCAGCGUUCCUCUUCGGGCAGCUCACCAUUAGACUCGCCCCGGUUUGGGAUGACGCUGUGGAGGCACUCAAGCAGAUUGCUGAAGACAAGUCUGCUGCUGAAAUUGUGUUCAAUCGGGCAUUUGAAUGGCUUCAAAUUCCCUCGCCUCGCUGGACCCCACCACAAGUCCCAUCCGGCCCUACCAGGGGGCUCACCUCGGACUUCGAGUGCUCGAACCUUGGCGGCCUGAGGGAGCAAGCUCGCGAAAUCAGUGAAGCAUUGGACGCUCCCUCGAGCAUUCUGUUGCAACAUUUUGAAGGCGAACAAGAUAUACCGCCUGAUUAUGUUGCCAACGCAAGGGCCAAAGCGCUCAAAGUCCUCUCGGGCAUCCCCUCUUCAGCAGAGAAGAGAUCUAGGAAAAUCGUGCCGUUCCUACUUUCUCUGGAUGAUGCACAUAGUCCCUCGUCUGAGGACGAAGAGGAAGACAGCGUGCUUCCCGAAGGCGACUUCUGGUCCCUACCAGACCGGAAGGGCCUCAUCGGCGUUUUUGCGCAGUUCGGCAACCCAAAGGUUCUCUAUAAAAGCUCGGACGUCUACAGCACGCUUCUUGGUCUCCUGGCGAAUCGUGAAAUCGAAGUCCAGAAGCUAGCGUUGAAGGCCAUUUUGGCCUGGAAGCAGGAAGGGGUGAAGCCUUACAAGGAGAACCUGGAAAACCUCCUCGAUGACGCUCGCUUCAAGAAUGAGCUGACAGUCUUUCUGCAAGAUGAUGAGCUGAUACGGGGUGAGCAUCGAGCGGAGCUCAUGCCCGUGCUUUUGCGAAUUUUGUACGGAAGGGCCACGGCUAAAAAGGGUGCUGCGAGCGGCCGAAAUGGACUUCAUGCAACUCGCCUGGCAGUCAUUCGAAAUCUUUCCCUCGAGGAUGUCGGAGGGUUUUUGGACAUCGCGCUUGGCAACCUUCGCGAUGUUCGCGUUGUCGAUGCAUCAGGGCUCAGCCAGAGUCUGUUGCGAGAGGAAAGGAUCACUGCGCGCAAGAUGGUGGGGUUGCUUCACAUGGUUGACUCUGUCAUCAAUGAACUCGGCGCGAGCGUUGAGAGGUACAUGAGUCCUCUUGUCAAUGCCGUGCUAUACUGUUUGUUCUCGGCUUCUCGCAAUCUGCAGCAAGCAGAGCGCAAUGAUGAAGAGGCGGAUGACGACGCCAGUGUUGACGAAAACAAGACAAGCAACGCGUCACUGUACAGAGUCGCCAGAACGACGUCGUUGAAGUGUCUCUGUGCUUUGGUCAGGAACAACACAAGUUUUGAUUGGGCACCUUAUCAAGAUGCAAUUGUCGCGGAAAUUGUGGCGCCCGUUGUCAUCCAACCUGUUGGGGAGAUGGCCCAAGGCAUUUCUUGGACUUGGAAGCUUCUCGACACCUGGACUCUCUCAACUCAAACUGCACGUGCCCUGGCAAUCAACGCCAAUGUCAUACCCAAGAUUGCGGAAUGCAUUGGCUUCGAGAAGAGCAAGAAUGAAGUUCGGAUCUUCGCUCUUGGAAUUGUGCGCAAUUUGGUCAAGCUUGCGCAAGCUCCGGAGUCUGAUGGUGUCGUCAAGGACCGGGUCCUUGACCCCAACGCAGACAAGAUUCUGAGCAUCAUUGGCAACUAUUUGCACGGUGGACACGACAUAGACAUCAGGGUUCUGGAGGCUUGCAUUGACACGGUAGUGGAACUCUCGUCCGUGGUUGAUGGAUCGAGAAACGCCCGCAUUCUCGUUGACAUCUCAACGCACUUGUUGAAUCAGCCCGCGCGGCGUGUGAGCCCCAAGAUCAAGGGAUCACUGCUUCUGAUUCUGGAGCAUUACGUUGUCGUCGAUGACAUUCACAAUGACCCGAACUUGAAGAGGAGCGUGUUGAAAACGCUGUCGGGUCUGUUCAGCUUCUUCAAGGACAAGCGAAACCGAGAAUCGCUGUCAAAUGUCCUCGUGGCCUACGCCACACGAGAUCCCACCGUGCAAGAGGUUGCCCGAAUUUGCGCAGAACUUAACUCAUAUGUUGCGGAAAGGUUGGAUGAGCCCGAUUAUGACCGCCGGCUUGCUGCUUUCAACGCCAUCACCAAGGUAGAGACGGCCUUCACCAUCGAGCAAUGGCUACCACUGCUCCACAACGCGGUCUUCUUUCUUCAUCACGACGAAGAAUUUGGAAUCCUGUCAUCCAAUUCAGCAGAUGUGCUUUGCAGGCUGGUCAAUGCGGCAGCGGAUGCCUGGAACACAGAGAUACAGCCGGCUUAUGUCGAACUUCUGAACGAGAUCAUCAUGCCAGCAGUCCAUGCCGGAGUCAGAGACCUGUCGGAGACUGUGCGCCGCGAAACUGUGAGGCUACUUAGCCACGCGGUGAGCAAGCUCGGCGCCUGGUCAUUGGUCAGCGACCUUGCUGUGUUGCUUCCAGCAAAUGAAGAGGAAGCCAACAAGGCCUUCUUUGUCAACAUUCUCACUCCAUCCGUUUCAAAACAAGUGCAGGCCGUCCAGACGCUGAGCUUGGUCAACGAGCGCAAUGAGCUCGGUAGCAAGAACAUCAGCCAGAUUCUUCUGCCACUGUUGGAGCAUUUCAUCUGGGGACGUGCCGGCGCCGAUGAUCACGGCCUGGGGGCUCAAGCUGCUGCCACGAUCGCCAGCCUCAGUGGUUCUCUCGAAUGGUCCCAGUACAGAGCGACACUGCGGAGAUACAUUUCGUAUUUGACCUCAAAACCCGAACUCCACAAGCAGGUAAUCCGCCUUCUCGACAAAGUCGUCGAUGCCCUGGUCUCGUCUGCUGGAAGUAAGAAUGAAUCGGCGAUGGAGGUGGACGGGGCCGAAGCCGCAAAACACCGCCUUGCUCGGUCGCUGCCAUCUACGGAUAAGAUGGCCGAGGAGUUCACAGCCAACUUCACGCCGCCUUUACUAGAACAUCUCAAGGACAAAGACGAGGAGACUGUCAGCGCAAGAGUGCCCGUGGCAGUCAUCCUUGUCAAGCUGCUGCGAUUACUGCCGGAUGAGACUCUCAGUCUGCAGCUUCCGAGUGUCCUCACGGAUCUCUGCCACAUUCUGAGGAGCAAAGCCGUGGAGGCUAGAGAUAUGGCCCGAUCCACCUUGGCCAAGAUUGCCUGCAUAUUAGGACCACCAUCCUUCGGUUUCAUCCUCAAAGAAAUGCGCGGAGCACUGAAGAUGGGUACACAGUUGCAUGUCUUGUCAUACACAAUGCACACCCUCCUCCUGGCUGUGACACCCGAAUUCCAGCAGGGAGACCUUGAUUACUGCCUAGAGUCAAUGGUAGCAGUGAUCAUGGACGACAUCUUCGGAAUCAGCGGCCAGGAAAAGGACGCAGAAGGCUACGUGAGCAAGUGGAAGGAGGUCAAGAGCAGCAAGAGCCAAGACAGCAUGGAGCUGAUUGCGUCGACUGCUUCUAUCACCCACCUCGUCGAGCUCGUCAAGCCAUUACAAGCCAUGUUGCUAGAAAAGCUUGACCUUCGCACGGCCCGCAAAAUAGACGAGCUGCUGAACAGGAUUGCAUCGGGCCUGCAGAAGAAUCCAGCCUCCGACAGCCAAGACACGCUAGUUUUCUGCUACGAAGUCAUCCAGGAGGUCUACAAUAGUCGCAAACCAACCGCCGAGAAGAAGAUUGAUCCAAAAUUGAAGCGAUAUCUGAUACAGAGGGGAGCUAAGAGGGAGGACCGAGGCGCAGCCAGCAAGCACACUUACAAACUGAUGCGUUUUGCCAUGGACAUUCUCAGGUCUGUUCUGAAGAAGCGCGAGGGUCUUCGAUCUGCGGGCAACAUUAGUGGCUUCAUUCCGAUUCUUGGUGAUGCUAUUGUGGCAGGCGAGGAAGAGGUCAAGAUCGCGGUCUUCAAGCUCCUCACUGUCCUGGUCAAGGUUCCUUAUAAGACCAAUGAGCUUAACGACCUGUACAAGGUCGCUUCCAAGGAUGCUCUGAAAUGCGUCUCUCAGUCUGUGUCCACCAGCACUGAUCUCGCACAGACAGCUUUAAAGCUUCUAUCUGUCAUACUUCGAGACAGGCGCGAAGUUGUCGUCAAAGAUGCCGCUAUCGACAUGCUACUCGGCAAGCUGAAAGACGAUCUCACCGAGCCACUGUACCGCCAUGUUACUUUCAAGUUUCUGCGCUCCAUCCUGGACCGGAAGAUCGAAACUGCUGCUGUCUACGACACGCUUGACUAUGUUGGAACCGUCAUGAUCACGAACGACGACAAGGACACAAGGGACCUCGCCAGAGGUGCUUUCUUCCAAUUCUUGCGAGAGUACCCACAGAAGAAGAGCAGAUGGGAGAAGCAGAUCGACUUCAUCAUCGCCAACCUCAAAUAUCCCCGCGAAGGGGGUCGAAUCUCGGUCAUGGAGGUGCUGCAUCUGUUGCUAACCAAGUCGGCCCCGGAUUUCGUCAAAGAGAUUGCAGCAACAUGUUUCUUCCCGUUGGUGCUUGUCAUUGGCAACGAUGAGAGUGAAAAGUGUCAGCUUAUUGCUGGUGUGCUGAUGAAGGAGAUUUUCAGCAAGGCCGACCCAGCGCAUCUGAAGGAGUUCUUGGAUAGGAUGCGGGCCUGGGCAAAAAGCCAGGAUAACACUUCCAUGUUGAAGUUGGGAUUCCAGAUUUGGAGCCUGUACUUCGAGGCUUUAGAGCCGAGCGAGAAAGACAAGAAGGACGUGAAGUUGCUGAUGGGCAGCCUCGUGACCGUCUUUUCUGACAAAGAUCAGGAGGACUGGGAGCUUGUCAACUCUGCAUUGAAUCUUGUGCGCGUUCUGGUCGACCGGCACCCUGAUAGGAUGUUAUCCACGGCCUCUGAGGAAUUGUGGGCUGGUAUCUUCCGCUGCAUGUCCCACGAGCGCCCGGCCAUCAAGCUCAAUGCCGUGAAACUGCUGGCUACCUAUCUGUCUGAUUUCGCUGGCAGCACUGCAGCGCUGACCAAGGGACAGUCCGUUAUGGGAGAAAAUGGCCAGACACUCGGACAGGAAAAGAUCUGGGAGAUCAUCAGAUUGUUGCUGAGCACUCUCCGGGGUCUCGAGGUUGACGAGGAGUUGGCACGGGAGAGCGUACAGAUUCUCGUCCCACUCACACGUUUCCUGAGCAACGCAACGGCCGAGGAUGACGGCGAGGCCUCCGACCAAGAAGACGGUCAAGACGAAGACGAAGACGACUUCUUCAAAGACGGCGAGGAAGAAGAGGACGAGAAGAAGAAGCCGGGCACAAUGACCAUGCGCUAUGUCUUUUCCCGGCUGGCCGAAGUCAUCAGGCGCGAGACGCCGCCCAGGGCGCCGACGCUCGUCUCCAAGCUCGCAGCAGCCGAGGCGCUAGACGUGUUGUGUGCCAGGAACGACGCUGCGACGCUCCAGCCGUCCCUGCGGGCCAUCCUCCGGCCGCUUCGAAACCUGACAGACCCGAACAUCCCCAUGCCGUUCUCGACGGACGAGCUAUUCAAGACGCGGCACGAGGCGCUCAAGACGAAAGCGCAGCAGAUCAUGGACGCGCUGCAGGAGAAGCUGGGCACGUCCGAGUACACCAAGCAGCUGCUUGCGGUGGGCGAGGAGAUCAAAGGGCGAAGAAUGCACCGCAGUAGCAAGAGAAAGGUGGAGGCCAUCACGGCGCCGGAGAAGUGGGGCCGGGAGAAGAAGCGCAAGUUGGAGAGCAAGAAGAACAGGAGGAAGGCUGUUGGGUUGGAGCAUCGGAGCAAGCGGAGGGGUUAUUAG
Diaporthe batatas is the source of this 7947-nucleotide messenger RNA. RefSeq lists its product as uncharacterized. The transcript has a single exon. Gene Ontology annotation, cellular component: small-subunit processome; nucleolus; 90S preribosome. The coding region runs from base 1 to 7947 and encodes 2648 amino acids. NCBI's taxonomy places the organism in Eukaryota, Fungi, Ascomycota, Sordariomycetes, Diaporthales, Diaporthaceae. The record is from RefSeq and is a predicted model, not a curated record.